Molecule: messenger RNA, 4891 nt
Organism: Drosophila obscura
Lineage: Eukaryota; Metazoa; Arthropoda; Insecta; Diptera; Drosophilidae
Product: titin-like
Exons: 7
Coding region: 359-4627 (1422 amino acids)
Cellular component (GO): extracellular region
Molecular function (GO): chitin binding
Source: RefSeq, a predicted model, not a curated record
UGGCACCCACAAAAGCACAGCCCAUCCAGCCAUCAGGCGCUGUGGGGGAAUUCAAUUUAAAUAUCAACUGAAAAACAAGAGAAUAAUUUCGUUAAAUUUCGGUUUUGGAUCGGUUCGUUACGGUUUUUUGGAUUCUUUUUCUUCAUUCGAAAAAUAUUAUAUUAAAAAUGGAACGAAGCGCCGUUUGUUCUUGUGCGUGUCGAUAAAAAAAAAGUGUUCAUAAAUCAGUGGUUCCUCCGGCCAGUGGCCAGAGCGAGAGUUGACUUUUGUUUCUUCGGAGUUUUUGAUUUAUUCUAACGGUGCAAGUGUGUGACGUACCCAACAAUCCAUCUAUCCAUCCAUCAGCAUCCAUCCAACAAUGGACUGGCGGCCGCCUUCUCUCCAUGCAGCCUGCUUGGGCCUGCUGCUCUGUCUGCUCCUCCUGACCACAGCGCAUGCCUGGAGCUUGCCGGCACUGGCACCGGCAUCGGCCUCCCUCUCCGUGUCAGUGCCAAUCAGAGCAGUAGCAGCAGCUGCAGCUGCAGCACCUGUUCCCCGACGCUUAAAUGAGGUCUCGCCGUAUUUGGAUUUAGCCUUGUGCCCCUUACGUUCCGAGCCAUGGACCUGUGCCCGCCAGCAGUCGGCCAGGAUACUGGAUUCCUGGGACGGUGAACUGCAUGUCCAGUGGCAGAAGUUAAAGGUCGAGGCCGAUCGCCAGAUGAAUGCAACGAUUGAGCGACGCGGCUACAGCACCUCGGAGCUGCCCCUGAAAGAGAAGCCAUCGACGAUACUAAAGAAAAUUGAAAUCGGCACGAAUUAUAUGAAGAAAUAUCUAGCCGAAACCAUGGACGGCUUCCUUGGCCGCGAAUACGAGUAUUUGCAGACCUCGAAAGCAACGCCAGAUGAUAGUGAAAACGACCAGAGUGGGGAAGACGAUGAUGAUGACGAUGAGGCGGAUGCAGAGACUGCAGCAGACAGCAGCGACACCGCUGAGGAAGCUGACCAGGAGGACGCCGAAGACGCCGAAGACACAGAAACAGAAGGUGACGGUGAUGGCGACGCCGACGACGAGGAAGAUGCUGAUGAUGCUGAUGAUGAUGCCUCAGACAACACAGCGGAGCGGGAGCCCGAUGGUGGGGAAGAUGAGGCGGACGAGGAGGCGGAGCCAGAAAGUGAAAAUAAACCCAUUUCGAGUGUGAUCAGCGUACAGCCAGCAGAGCUGCAGGGAGAAGACCUCAAGAACACGGUCUUCAGCGAGGACAGCACCUCCACGGGUGCGGAGUUCAUAGAGCUGCAGGAUGGCGAGGAGACGGCCACGGGAGCAGUGAAGAAACCCAGCGGCAGUGGCAAGCGCAAAAAGGACAAAAAGAAGAACAAGAAGCGCAGAAAGAAGGGCCAAAAGGGACACGGACAUGGACAGGACCAAGGACAGACACAGCCAGCCACAUUGGUGGUGGUGCAGGCAGCGCCCGAACACCACGAAGUGGACUCUGGCCACGGCCAUGGCUCGCAUAUCGCUAGCCACGGCCAUGGACAUGGCGGUGGCAGUGUGGAGCACGAUGAUGCCGGUUCCGGUUCCGUUUCCAGGCCUCACAAGCGAAAGCAGAAGAAACGCGUCAAGGGACAGAAGCGCAAGCGCAAGGGACAACACUCGAACAGCGGGACGGCGGUGGAGCACGAGCAGAACGAUCUGAGCCUGGGACUGGGCCUUCUCGAUGACCUGACCGAAGCCAAUGACGAGCUGCUCGGCGGCGGUGGCAAGCGCAAGCACAGGAAUCCAAUUAGAUAUGGUAGAAGUAACGGAGUUACCCGUGGCAAGAAGAAGAAGAAGAAGAAGGCCCUGGCCAAAUUUAUGCUGGUCGGCACCUUCCUGAAGGCCAAAAUCGAGCUGCUGCUGAAGAUCCUUGGCGCCCAUCUGCAAGUCAAGUUCUUUGCCAUUGCGCUCAUUGGCCUACUGAUCAACAUUGCUCGCUUCUGGAUCGAUGUGAAACGCGGCAGUCCGCCGUCCAAGAAGAGAAAAAACACAGCAGCGAUAAUGGCACGCGAGGAUCAGGCACCGGCAGAAGUGCAGGAAGUCCAGGAGUUGCCAAGCGAAAUGGAGAUGGAGUCCGAGUCGGAGUCCGAGCAGGUGGCAGCCCCGGCAACACCUUUGGGCACUUUGACCCUGCCGAGUAAUGCCACCUCCAUACGGGCGGACAUUACCGACAACUUUUCGUGUGCCAACAAGACCUACGGCUACUAUGCGGACGUGGAGAACGAUUGCCAGAUCUUCCAUGUGUGUCUGCCGGUGACCUAUGCCGAUGGCAGGGAGAAUACCUUCCGUUGGAGCUUCAUCUGUCCGGAGGAAACCAUUUUCAGUCAAGAAUCAUUCACGUGCAUGCGUCGCGAGGACAUGACCAUCGAGUGCGAGGAUAGCGCCCGCUACUACGAGUUGAAUGGAAACUUUGGAGGAGCACCUGUGCAGGAGGAGGAGAAGCAGCAGGAGCAGGCAGCUGAGCCAGAGGAGCAGCAGCAGUCGGAGAAGGAUAAGCAGCCUGUGGAGGCCGCACCCGAACCCGCACCGGCACCCGUUGCCCAGCCCUCCAAGCCCGUCAAGGUGCAGUCCAAGCCCAAGCCCAAGCCGAAUCGCCGCAAGCCCCAGCCACAGAGAAAGGCGCCCGUCACAGAAGCUGCACCCGUGGCAGCCGAGACUGAGGCUGUAGCCGAGCCCGUGGCAGAGUCCAAGCCCGGCAGCAGUCCGCAGCGUUUCACCAUGCGGCCACACAAGCAUCAGGCUGUUGUUGCUGCCCCUGCCCCUGCCCCCGUGCGCAACGAACUCUUUGCCGGCAUUCGCAAACGGCCAGCGAUCUUUAACAAGCCAACGACCACACCAAAGCCCGUGGAGGAACCUGCCGUCACGGAGGCGGCCGUUGUAGAACUUAGCGAGCCAGCGCCAACUGUGCAGCUGCAAACGAUGUUCGAGGAUGCCGCACCUGUCCAAACCGUAGAAGAAGUCCGAGAGCCGGAGGUGCAGGCCUCAGAACCAGCGGUGGCCAUAGCACAGCCGGAAGAAGCCACACCAGAGGGAGCAGCACCCACAAAGAUUGAAACUGAAACCAGGCUGGAGGAAGUGAAGCCCAUUGAGGCCAUCGAAGAGAUUCCCGCUGUUAUUUUCGAGAGUUUGGAAGCAACAAAGCCACAGGAUACGGAGGUGGAGAAGCAAAAGGAAACGGAGGAAGAAGAGACACAGUAUACAGAGGAGAAAAAGCCAAAGGAUACUGAGGAGAAGAAGCCAAAGGACACGGAGGAGGAGCAGCCAAAGGAAACGGAGGAGGUGAAGCCAGUAGAGGAGCAAACCAAGGAAGUGCCAGCUGUCGAAGAAGAAAAGGAAACGCCAGCUGCCGAAGAAGAGAAGGAAGUGCCAGCCAAGGUUGAGGAAAUCCAAGAGGGAAACCGCAACGAGCCCGCCAUUAUGGAGUCCGACGAGGAAAUCCUCAGCAACAUUGAAGCCCUGGAGGCAGCCAAGCCAUCGGAUGCACCCGAGAGCAUCCCAGCCACACCAGAGAUGCAAGAGCACAGUCCCCUGGUGGAGCAGUUGCUCCUCGACAAUAAGGAGACGCAGGAGUCACUCGGUGGCUUUAAGCCAGUCGAUCCAGUGAUGGCCGCCGAGGCAGAGCAGCUGAUCACAGAUUUCCUCAAUACUCUGAAGAAAAACGAAGAGAAACCCGAGACUGAGCUGGCCACAGCAGCCAUGGACAUGGCAGAGAUUCUAAACGAGAAGUUGGAGGAGCCCCAGGAGACGGACAUUAAACAAUCGCCAGAUGUUUCCAUUGAGGAGGCCAAGCUGCCAGAGCCCGAAAUCGUUGACAAGAAUGCCUCAAUUGAGGAGCAGCUGCUGGAGGAGUCAGAGCUGCAGAAGUCACCGGAAAAGAUAAUGACCGACUCGCCCAUUAUAAACAUAAUGCAGUACAACCAUCUGCCAAUGGACUAUCAGAUACCCGUGCAGGUAAUCCCAUUGGAGCAGCAGAUGCAGCCACAAAUUGAAACCAACGCCCAGCCAGAGGCUUCACAGGAAGUCAAAGAAACAGCAGCCGUACCAGAGGAAGUCAAGGAAGCCGUACCAGAGGCUCAGACAGUCGAGGAAACCUCUCAGAUUCAGCUGGAAACAGAGCCAGAGAUCAAACCCGAUGAGUCGCCCAUCCACAAUGAUGAUGUGGAUGCGCCCCAGGAGAGCAUAGCCACUGCUGCUUACAUGCCCUCAAUCAGCAUCGAUGAUAUUGUGGAGCUCGUGAAGGAGCGCUUGGAUCAGACGCCCAAGAACGAACAGAUGGCUCCCAUGGAGCUGGUCAUAACGCCAGGCGCUGCAGCUCCAAUGACACUGAUACAGAACCCAAAACCCGAAGCUCAGUCUGAGUCGGAGACGAAGUCUGAGUCUGAACAGGAAUCGCAACCAGAACAGGAGUUGAUUCUGCCCAUUUACAAGCGCAUUUCGAUGGCCGAGCCCAGCAUGUCCAAGGUGCAAACGUUGCCAGUGACUGUCAGCAAGGUGGAAACGGAAACGGAAACAGAAAAGGAAUCCCAGCCCGAGGUGCGAGAGCCCAAGUCGCAGUCGCGUGACAAGAUGGAUGCCCGCAAGCGUAGAUUUCUGUUCCGCGCCGAUGCCAGUUAGGCAUGUCUUCUAGCCAAAAGAAUCAGCGAACGAACUGGCGGAGGCGCAGCCCCCUGUUCACGUCCUAGUUCCCUCCCCCCCCCCACCCCUCUCAUUUGCACUUUUAGGCAAGUCUUAAAUUAAUUUAAUAUUCCUUGAUUUCCUAGUUUUAUAUAGUCAUUUCGCGGCACGAGAGUUGAAAUUUAAGUUUAGAAUUGUUGUUGUUCCAACGAGUUAACGAGAAAACAAAUUCCAAAAAAAAGGAGAAAAUUUGCAACAAAAAAA